AUGUGGAAAAUUUCAAUUUUUCUAUUCCUCUUCCACGUGGCAAACGGAACAAUUUGUAGAGAUGGCUUCACAGCAAUCAAUAACAAAUGUAUAGUGGUGAGAUCUAGAAAAAAUGUGUCAAAAAUGCGUCAGCAAAUCUAGAAGCUACUGAAUGAGCGUCAGCAAAUCUAAAAGCUAUUAAAAUGCGUCAGCAAAAUUAAGAAAAUCGAUAUGAUUACAGUUGCUAGCUGAAAACUAUCAGAGUUCGGUUUAUACAAGAGAUUACUUUCAAAAGCAGUGUAAUCGACUCGGCGGAAAUCUUGUGUCAAUUCAUAACGCAAUCGAUAAUACAGCGAUUGCAAAAUUUGCCAAGGAUCAAGGAAACCUAUGGAUUGGUCUAACAUGUUCGGAAGCCAAUUGUUUUUGGGAUGAUCAAAUAAAAUCUUCGAAUUACCAGAAUUUUCAAGCAGGAAAGGAACACCCAAAUGGGAACUGUGUUACAAUGAUGCCAUCCACAGGAAAAUGGGUGAGUACAGAUUGUUCCACUUCAAAUCUAGCAGCGGUUUGUGAGGCCGACACCUGUUCUCAUAAAUUUGAAGAUCAUUGCUAUUAUCCAAUCGCAGGUGAUUUAUAUCAUGAUGAAGCGUUGAAUAUUUGUGAGCAAAUAUCUUCUGGAAGUGGAAGUCUUGUCUCGAUUCACACAUCUGCUGAAAACACAUUCAUCUCAAAAUUAUUUCUUGAUCCAACAACCACUUCAAUUCAUAUUGGUGCGAUGAUAUCCACAGAUUCUGAAAGCUAUUGGAGUGAUAAUUCAAAAUGGGAUUUCAAGAAUAUUAAUUUCACUAGCAUGAGCAAUGGAAGAUGUUAUAGUAUGUCAUUGAAAGAUGGAAAUUGGAACAGUAUGGGAUGUGAAACACAGUUGCCAGCUAUUUGUAAAUGGAAGUUUGUGAAUUCCACGUGUCAAACAACAUCUGUGUACAGAGAAGAAACAGGCACUGUAAGUUUGAAUUUCAAAAAAAAAUGAGUGUCGUAGUCAUCCUUAGCUAUUUCUGAACUUAACAAUUUUGCUCCAAAAAAGGGGAUGUCAUUGCGGAGUGUCGUAUUUGUUCUCAACAAUUUUUGAAUUUUAAACUUUUACGUCAAAAGUUUGCUCAAGUUCCGAAGGUGUAACUGCGGAGUGUCGUAUUAUUUUUUCAGAUAUACUCACCGAGCUAUCCCAUGUCUUACAAUAAAUAUCGCGGAAUUCCACCCAGUUAUUAUGAUCUACAUGUCACAAAUGGUACAGCUGUCAUAUGGUUCGAUAAUAUUUAUUUGGAUUCGGUGAGUGUACCCAAGAUCAAAAAUAUAUGUCAGGAAAAUUUCAGAAAUCAUCAAUCGAGUUAUAUUCUGGUUCAAAUUCAUCUCCUCUAGCUGUUAUUGUUCAACAAAAUCAAGAAGAAUAUAAAAUGAUGCCUUUAACAUCUCCAAAUGAAAAAAUAAAACUCAUUUUCAAUCAAUGUGAAAGCAAUUGUGAUUUAUCUGAACAAUAUAGUUGGUCCGCAAAAUUUGGGAAAAACUGCGCAUCGGAAUGCGGAAUAUCGUUGUACACAGAUGGUCUUAUAACAUCGCUAAAUUAUCCAAAUAAUUAUCCAAAUAAAUUUAAUUGCACCUAUUAUCUUCGAAAUCCCGGGGGAACGUGAGUUACUUGAACUUAUGUUUUUAUUUAUACAACGUUGACCUGAUUCAGAGUGGCAAUGUACUUUAACAAAUUCGAAACCGAACAAUACCAUGAUUUUGUGAAGAUCUACGACGAGGAAUCGGGAGAAGAAUUAGGAUCUCUUUCUGGAACUGUACCAUCCUAUGACUCUUAUUUCUUCUCAACUGGUGAAACUUUGAGAAUUGAGUUUACCACUGAUGGAAAUAAUACGUUCUCCGGUUGGAGUGCCGUGUUUUGGUCUAUGGAAUAUUGA
Molecule: messenger RNA, 1928 nt
Organism: Caenorhabditis angaria
Lineage: Eukaryota; Metazoa; Nematoda; Chromadorea; Rhabditida; Rhabditidae
Source: the annotation of a GenBank genome assembly